Messenger RNA from Ooceraea biroi (clonal raider ant), 1239 nucleotides. It is a transcript of the gene Fa2h, whose product is annotated as Fatty acid 2-hydroxylase. Lineage: Eukaryota; Metazoa; Arthropoda; Insecta; Hymenoptera; Formicidae. Gene Ontology annotation, molecular function: fatty acid 2-hydroxylase activity; heme binding; iron ion binding. The record is from RefSeq and is a predicted model, not a curated record. Gene Ontology annotation, cellular component: membrane; endoplasmic reticulum. Gene Ontology annotation, biological process: fatty acid metabolic process; lipid biosynthetic process.
UAGUAAAUUAACAAGUCGCAUAACGUCAGCUACUUACUUAGUAGAAUGCAUUGACGUGUACGGCGCACAGCGAAUCCUACAUCUAGCACACGGAAAAUCUACUGUCUUAUUUAUAGUACCGGAAAUGAAUGUUUAUCGUAAAUAUUUCGAUAACGUGUUUCAUUUGGAAAAUACCGUCAUGGAUAAUAUCAAAGUGAAGGACAGUGAUGCAGUCGCAGUGAAUAGAGUGAAAGAUUCUCAUCGAAAUAGCACGAUGAAGGAAGAGUCGACAAAGUUUCUAGUGAAAUAUCGAGAUCGUGUUUAUAAUAUUUCUGGUUUCUUGAACUAUCAUCCUGGCGGAAAAAACACUCUCCUACGUUUUAGGGAUCAAAUCCUGGAUAAAGCGUUAACGGAACAUCCUCACUCCAAAUCUGCCUACUAUCUUCUCGAGGAAUUUGCUGUGCAACAUCAAGAAAGAUAUAAUGAGUGCGAAAACUUGGUAAAUUGGGAUGCGCCGAUUCUGUGGCAAGUAGGCUUUAUGGGCGAUCGAUAUUGGGAAUGGGUAAAUUUGCCCGUAAACCGACCCAUUCGGUUUUUUAAAUCAGAUAUUUUAGAAACCUUGUCAAUCACACCAUGGUAUGUUAUGCCGAUCGUCUGGCUUCCGGUAGCUAUGUAUCUCUUUUAUAUAGGAUGUAUUUUGGACGUUUCGACGAACAUAGUAAUCAAAUUGCCAAGGAUUCUACUAUCAUUUCUUGUUGGGUUUUUUAUUUGGUCUCUCGUAGAGUACUUUGUGCAUCGGAAAGUGUUUCACUUUAAACCGCCGCACAAUUCUAAAUUACUGAUUACUUUGCACUUCUUGUUCCACGGGUGUCAUCAUAAGGCACCAAUGGAUGGGCGGAGACUAGUGUUUCCACCAACAUUUGGUUUACCUGUGGCAGCGAUAGUUUGGCACAUUUAUAAGAUGAUAUUUCCCUCGACGGUUGUUAGUUUUAUCGCAGCUGGUACGGUAAUGGGCUAUUUGUCUUAUGAUUUAAUGCACUAUUAUUUGCACAAUGGAGCACCAAAAGUUGGCUCGUAUUUUUACGUGAUGAAAAGAAGACAUAACUAUCAUCACUUUUUACAUCACAAUCAAGGAUUUGGAGUUACCAGUGAAUUGUGGGAUCGUUUACUCAAAACGGAUCUGCGUCUGCGGAAAUUAGAUGAAUCUCUGGAAUGGUGAUACGAUUAAAAACAGCAUGACAACGUUGUGUUUACUAAUGG